AUGAAAAAAAUGUUCUUCUCUACCUUUUAUCUCUCUAUUUUCUUCUUUAUCAGCGUCCUAUUCUUGUUUAAUCUAACAAGAAAAACCAAAUCCAAAAGCAAUCUGAAUUUGCCUCCAUCACCACCAAAACUACCACUCAUAGGCAAUCUUCAUCAGUUAGGUGCACUGCCACAUCGUUCUCUUCGAGAUCUCUCACUCAAAUAUGGUGACAUCAUGAUGCUGCAGUUGGGGCAGUUGCAGAAUCCAACUGUGGUGGUUUCAUCCGUAGAAGUGGUCAUGGAAAUCAUGAAAACGCAUGACAUGUCCUUUUCCAACCGACCCCAAAACACUGCUGCAAAAAUCUUACUCUACGGAUGCAUUGAUAUUGCAUUUGGACACUACGGGGAAAGCUGGAGUCAGAAAAAGAAAGUAUGCGCCCAUGAACUUCUGAGCCAGAAAAUGGUUGAAUCAUUUCAUGAAAUCAGAGAGGAAGAAGUGGGCAAAUUGGUGAACAAGCUACGUGAAGUGAGUUCCAGUGAAGAUUGCUGCGUGAAUCUAAGAGAGAUGCUUAUGUCAACAUCGAAUAACAUCGUGUGUAAAUGUGCUUUCGGUAGGAAAUACACUGGAGAUGGUUACAGCAGGGUGAAAGAGUUGGCAAGAAAUGUUAUGGUUCAGCUUGCAGAUUUUACCGUGAGGGAUUACUUCCCUCUGUUGGGUUGGAUUGAUGUUCUCACUGGAAAAAUGCAGAAAUACAAGGCCACUUUUGAAUCGUUGGAUGCUUUAUUUGAUGAAGCAAUUGCAGAGCAUUUAACUCUGAAGAUGGAGGAUAACCACUCCAGAAAGAAAGACUUUGUGGAUAUCCUACUUCAACUUCAAGAGAACAACAUGCUUAAUUUUGAGCUCACCAAAAAUGACCUCAAAGCACUUCUAAUGGAUAUGUUCGUGGGAGGAACUGACCCAGCUGCAGUAACAUUAGAAUGGGUUAUUUCAGAGCUUGUGAGAAACCCAAGCAUAAUGAAGAAAGUACAAGAAGAAGUGAGAAAAGUUGUGGGGCAUAAAUCAAAUGUAGAAGAAGAGGAUAUCAAUGAAAUGCAUUAUCUGAAGUGCAUAGUGAACGAAACUCUAAGGUUGCACCCACCUGCUACUCUUUUGGCUCCACGUCAAACAAUAUCCGGAGUUAAAUUGCAAGAAUAUGAUAUUCCUGCAGAAUCGAUGGUAUAUAUUAAUGCAUGGGCAAUUCAAAGGGAUCCUUCAUUUUGGGAAAGUCCUGAAGAGUUCCUGCCAGAGAGAUUUGAAAACAGUGAGGUUGAUUUUAAAGGUCAUCACUUUCAGUUUAUUCCAUUUGGGUUUGGGAGAAGAAGAUGCCCUGGAAUGCAUUUUGGAGUUGCUUCUGUUGAGUAUGUUCUUGCCAGCCUUCUUUAUUGGUUCGACUGGAAGUUGUCUGAAUCUGAUGCACUGAAGCAAGACAUAGAUAUGAGCGAGACGUUUGGACUGGUUGUCUCAAAGAAAACACUACUUUAUCUCAAACCAAUAGCUUAUUCAUUUUCAUCCAAGUCUUCAAAAACUCUCUGA
Messenger RNA from Sphenostylis stenocarpa, 1551 nucleotides. NCBI's taxonomy places the organism in Eukaryota, Viridiplantae, Streptophyta, Magnoliopsida, Fabales, Fabaceae. The record is from the annotation of a GenBank genome assembly.